Molecule: messenger RNA, 660 nt
Organism: Alternaria hordeiaustralica
Lineage: Eukaryota; Fungi; Ascomycota; Dothideomycetes; Pleosporales; Pleosporaceae
Exons: 1
Coding region: 1-660 (219 amino acids)
Source: RefSeq, a predicted model, not a curated record
AUGUCACUUCCCAUGCAACCAAUUCCUUUCCGUGAGGAGAUCAAAACCCUGAUUGAGCGCAUCGCAGCUCUACAGAAGGAACUCAAGGAAAAGACAGAUAGACUCCACUUCCUCUAUGGCUUCGAACUGAGGUCUUCUGCUGCGCCGGUAGGCAAUGACAACGACAAUGAAGGAGCCGAGCACGACAAAGAUGAUGAACAAAGUGAGGAUGAGCAAGAAGUCGAAGCAAAGAAGACAGGCAUCAAGAAAACAGCUGCCAAGACAAAGAUCAAUAAAAUAGCCAUCAAGAAGACAAGCGUUAAGAAGGGCGAAAGCAAGAAUAAGGAGCCAAGAUUAUGCAAAAAGUGUGAGGAGAACUACCUGGAAGACAACGCCCGUUCCAACUGGGUGAACUGUAAGGAAUGUAGAGAUAAGAACACAGAGGUGUGGAAUGAGGGACGGGCAAACAGGGAGCGAAAGCAGAAGGAGCAGAACGCAAAGCAAAAAAAGCAACAGGGAGAUGAAGUCGAAGGAGACGAAGUAGGGGACGAAGUAGAAGAGGCUGAGGAAGGAGAUGAAGAGGAUCUAGAAGAGGACUCGGAAGAGGAACAGGAAGCAAGGAAGGACCAGCGCAAGCAACCUAAGAACAAGUCUGGAAAAACUGCUUCAGAACAGACUUAG